GAACAAAAUCACAAAAUUCCCCAAAUAUUCCGUAUUUCGUGUCCCUCCGGUCAUCUUAUUCUGAGCUCUCACACUGCCGACUGCCGAGUCCCGACUGCUUGUGAGGUCGAUGGCUUGUAACAAGAAUCAAAACUAACGCAGGAACUCAUCAUUUCAGGGUUUUUGUUAUGAAAUGCUUGCUUCUUAAGUGAAGAAAAGCGAAUAAGAAAAUGAAGGAGCAGAUUGGGUACAUACCACCCCGUUAUAUUCCCCUGGGCCAGUCUGAUCAUGAACCAUCAGAUCUAGAGACAAGUAUACUUCCAACCAAUGAUCAACCUCCAUCUCCCAAAAAGAAUGAUGUCCCACUGGAGUGGUCCUCUGGAAUAUGUGCUUGUUUUGAUGAUCUUCAGAGCUGCAUUGUUGGUAGUGUAUGCCCUUGCUUUCUUUUUGGAAAGAAUGCAGAGUUUCUAGAAUCCAACAGUUUCAUGGGACCAUGUACAACACAUUUCAUCAUGUGUGGCAUCAUCAAUACCUUUUGCUGCUUCAUAACUGGAGGCUUGAUUCUAGCCUUUCCUGGAUGCUUUACUUCAUGCUAUGCCUGUGGAUACCGCAAAGCACUACGUGCAAAGUUUAAUCUGCAGGAAGCUCCAUGUGGGGACUUUGUGACACAUCUUUGCUGUCACUUAUGUGCGGUGUGUCAAGAGUAUAGGGAAAUCCGUGAAAGGUCUCUCAACAUCGAUCCUCAUGCAAGUAUAGUAGAAAUUACACCACCUCCUCUCCAAACAAUGGAUUAGAUAGUCUUAUCUUGUUUUGUUUUCUUUGUUUCAAAAUAGAGUUAUGCCAUAUUUACAAGGUUUUAUUAAUGUUGUUUGUUUUGAGUAUUGAUAUUAUAUAUAUACUUCAAAACCAAUACUUUUCAUCCC
Messenger RNA from Lactuca sativa (garden lettuce), 902 nucleotides. Its product is annotated as PLAC8 family protein. The record is from RefSeq and is a predicted model, not a curated record. Lineage: Eukaryota; Viridiplantae; Streptophyta; Magnoliopsida; Asterales; Asteraceae.